Messenger RNA from Darwinula stevensoni, 2089 nucleotides. The record is from the annotation of a GenBank genome assembly. Lineage: Eukaryota; Metazoa; Arthropoda; Ostracoda; Podocopida; Darwinulidae.
GGAAUACGCUUUUUUAUUAUAAUAGAUUUUGAAGUCGCGAGGGGGAAGGAUGCUGAGCUUGUGGUCCUUAACCCUGGGUGGGCUGGUCAUCCUCCUCUUCAAGUUCUUGCAGUCGCUCCUUUUCAAUAAGAAGAGGUCCGACCGGCCGAUAUUCUCGUUGGCCGACGUCCGACCCCUGGCCCCUCACGUGGCCAACCAGAAACUCAGGGACAAGGUCCUCAAGCAAGGUUUCUCCUCCGAUGAAGUACCCCAUGACCUCGAUGCGAUCGUGAUCGGGAGUGGGAUCGGGGGAUUAUCCGCAGCCGCUCUCCUCGCCAAGGCCGGGAAGAAAGUUCUCGUUCUCGAACAGCACGACCAGUCAGCUAAUGUUGGAUUUGAUUAUUUCCUUCUCCAGGCUGGGGGAUCCUGCCAUACUUUCAUCGAAAAGGGCUACGAGUUUGAUGUCGGAAUCCACUAUGUCGGGGGUUUUGAGAAAGCAGAGCACAAUCGGGUUCUGUUUGACCAGCUCACCGAUGGUCAACUGGAAUUUGCCCGCACAGACCCAGUUAACGACGUGGUGAAGCUGCGGUACCUGUCUGAUAAGAAAGCUACCUAUGAAUUCUGCUGCCCUAAGGACAGGUGGAUUAGCACCCUGAAGAAGGAAUUUCCAGGGGAAGAGGAAGCCAUUGACAAUUUCGUCGGAUACAUAUCUGAGGCCAAAAGAGGGACGAUAGCAAUGGGAGUGGUGAAGUUCCUUCCUCUCUGGUUGGCCAAGAUUGUCAUCAAGCUAGGAGUCAUCGACUGGUUCAUCCCUUACACUAAAUGGGCAUCAAGAUCCAUUCAGAGCGUCCUUGAGGAACUCACAGACAACAAGGACCUAAGGGCUGCCUUUACCUACAUAUUUGGCGACUUUGGAGUUCUACCCAGUGAAGCUGGCUUCAACCUCCUGGCCCUCCUUCAUGACCACUUUUAUGAAGGGGCCUACUACCCGCGAGGAGGAGCAUCGGAGAUAGCGUUCCACAUCAUCCCCGUGAUAGAGAAAUCAGGCGGGAAGGUCCUCGUGCGUGCCAAUGUGAAAGAGAUCCUCCUGGACGAAUCAGGUACCAGGGCCAUGGGUGUGGUCGUCCAGAAGGGCUCUGGUUCCGUCAACGUCACUGCCCCGAUUGUCAUCUCCAGCACAAGUAGGUUCACGUGCAUUAACUCCUUUUUUGUGUUUAGUGCUGAUAACAUUAGCUUUGUACAAUAUCGCCAGCUGUUAGGUGUCAAGGUGACGCUGACAAAGCUUCUGCCUGAAGAAGUUGGAAAGCGAGCUAUCCAGUACCCAGUCCUGUCUCGAGUGAGGCAGAGCUUUGCCUGCUUCCAAGUCUUCCUUGGCCUCAAUGCAUCCAAUGAGGAGCUCAAACUGACUGCACAGAACUAUUGGUGCUUCAUCGACAACAACCUCGAGGAGGCAAGUGUACACGUCUUGCUUUGCCUGGCGUACAAUCGGAAGACCGCCGAGGAGGCCCUGGACGCUGAUAUCCCUCUCAUGUUCGUCUCCUUCCCCUCCGCCAAGGACCCGACCCACGACCAGAGAUAUCCAGGGAAGGCAACAUGCGCCCUCAUCACGUUCUUCGAAUACGAAUGGUUUCGCUCAUGGGAAAAAGAGAACUUGAAUCAUCGGGGUGACCGUUACGAGGAGAUCAAGAAGACCAUCGGCCAGAGGCUCAUCGACCAAGCAUGCAAGCUCUUCCCACAGAUUCAGGACAAGAUCGACCUCGUCGUGAUUGGCUCUCCAUUGAGUCACAAUUAUUACCUUGGAAACACCGUGGGAGACAUUUACGGCCUCCAUCACGACAUGGAACGAUUCAAACUCGAGACUCAAGCCAUUCUCCGCCCCGAGACCGGCAUCCCAGGCCUUUACCUGUCCGGGCAAGACGUGAUGAGCUGCGGCCUGACGGGAGCGGUGUUCGGGGGAGUCUUCUGCGCGUCCAAGAUCCUCGAGCGCAACCUCAUGAACGAGCUCGACAAGCUCGCGAAGGAGGCGAAGAGGCGAGAGGGGAAAUCCCAGGAGGCCAAGGCCUCCAAAGGGGAAAGGAACGGAGCGGUCAUGAACGGAUUGCACGGGUGA